AAAGGACAGUUUGCAUGGAGCGGCUGAAGAAGCAUUGCCUGAGUAUGAUGUCUGUAAAAUUUAGGGAGUAUGUGAAGGACUACUGCAGGAGGAACGGUCUUCUAACACUGUCUGUGCUUGCUGUGGUGUCCGGUUGUGUGCUGGGCUUUGUCCUCAGGUCGCUCAACCUGUCCACACAGGCUAAGAUCUACUUUUCCUUCCCUGGAGAAUUGCUCAUGAGGAUGCUGAAGAUGCUGAUUCUGCCCCUCAUCACCUCCAGUCUAAUGUCGGGCCUGUCAGCCAUGGACACCAAGGCCAGUGGUCGUCUGGGGGUCCUCACAAUUACCUACUACUUAUGGACAACAUUCAUUGCUGUGAUUGUUGGUAUCACGCUGGUGGUCGUCAUUCACCCAGGAUCCAGUUCAGAGAAAGAAAACCACCAAGGGGUUUCAGGACCCGUCAUAACCUCCGCUGAUGCUCUGCUGGACCUCAUUAGGAACAUGAUUCCAUCCAAUCUGAUUGAAGCAACUUUUCAACAGUUCCGAACAGAACUGGUUCCUACUGUGCACAACUCCAAUAUCAAAGACUCUCAGACCAACUAUGUCUACGUCAUGCCUGACUACCACAACCCUCAUCUGGGCCACCCGUUGUUCCUGGAGAUCACCCCUGCUCCUGACAUUAAGUACAAGGUUAUCCCCAGUACCAGCAAAGGUAUGAACGUACUGGGGAUUGUCAUCUUCUCAGCAACCAUGGGCCUGCUGCUGGGGAAGAUGGGAGAUCGUGGAGCACCAUUAGUCAACUUGUGCCAGUGUAUCAAUGAAUGCAUCAUGAAGAUCAUUAACGCAGCAAUGUGGUAUUUUCCCUUCGGGAUUGUAUUCCUGGUGGCAGGGAAAAUUCUGGACAUGCAUGACCCGGCUCACCUGGGAGAGAAGCUGGGCAUGUACUUCAUCACAGUCAUGUUUGGUCUGUUUCUGCACGGCCUCAUCCUGCUGCCGCUCUUCUUCUUCUUCUUCACUCACCGAAACCCGUUCCCGUAUAUCAGAGGGCUACUGCAGGCUCUUGUCAUUGCACUGGCCACAUCAUCCAGCUCAGCCACAUUGCCAAUCACCAUGAAGUGUCUGUUGGAGAACUGCGGCGUAGACCGGCAGAUUGCACGCUUUGUUUUACCAGUGGGCGCUACCAUUAACAUGGAUGGGACUGCCCUGUACGAAGCGGUGGCAGCCAUUUUCAUCGCUCAGAUCAACGAUUAUGAUCUGGACUUUGGUCAGCUGGUCACAAUUAGUAUAACAGCAACAGCAGCCAGCAUUGGUGCAGCUGGGAUACCUCAAGCGGGUCUGGUUACUAUGGUGAUCGUCCUGACCUCUGUGGGGUUACCACCUGCUGAUAUCUCACUAAUUGUGGCAAUCGAUUGGGUUCUUGAUCGCUUCCGGACAAUGAUCAAUGUUCUUGGAGAUGCUCUAGCUGCUGGGAUUAUGGCCCACAUAUGCAGGAAGGACUUUCAAGGAGGAGCUGCCAUUGCUGCAGCUGCUAUUAACUAUGGAAGUAUCUUCAAAGGGCGAGACACAAUCAUCUCCUUUAGUACUUCCAGCAUGGGGAUGGCCGAAGCCCCUCUAAUACCCCACCGCUGUGAUUACGUGUUUGAGGUGGAUGGAGACAAUGUGCAAGAGAAAAAAGUGACCUGUUACAACCUCUGCCAAGUUUGAAACAACUUUAUAUCGCAGACUGCCAGGAUGCCGCCUUCAGCAGCAAAGAUUCACCUCGCAUGGCUCUAAAAAUUGGGUGUUAAGCACUCAGUUUGAGCGUACAAACCAAGUACAUUGUGGUCUUUGAG
This is a messenger RNA of Thalassophryne amazonica, 1810 nucleotides long. RefSeq names its product solute carrier family 1 member 8b (gene slc1a8b). Gene Ontology annotation, biological process: L-glutamate transmembrane transport. The coding region runs from base 15 to 1682 and encodes 555 amino acids. Lineage: Eukaryota; Metazoa; Chordata; Actinopteri; Batrachoidiformes; Batrachoididae. Gene Ontology annotation, molecular function: neutral L-amino acid transmembrane transporter activity; glutamate:sodium symporter activity; L-glutamate transmembrane transporter activity. The transcript is spliced from 11 exons. The record is from RefSeq and is a predicted model, not a curated record. Gene Ontology annotation, cellular component: plasma membrane.